This is a messenger RNA of Varanus komodoensis (Komodo dragon), 1750 nucleotides long. RefSeq names its product chromosome unknown C17orf75 homolog (gene CUNH17orf75). NCBI's taxonomy places the organism in Eukaryota, Metazoa, Chordata, Lepidosauria, Squamata, Varanidae. Gene Ontology annotation, cellular component: trans-Golgi network. The record is from RefSeq and is a predicted model, not a curated record. The transcript has 10 exons. Bases 86 to 1303 code for a protein of 405 amino acids.
GGAGAAGCGACGGAGCAGAAUAGUGUGUUACACUGUACGGCAAUAGGGGGAAAGGGUUUUCCCUGCUCCGAACCGCAAAGCAAAGAUGUUGCCUUCGCUGCAGGAGUCCGUCGACGGAGACGAGAGGGAGGUGGAGAGUAGCGAGGACGGCAGCGGCCUGCUGGAGGAGCGGAAAUCGGAGCGCAGCACUAGCAGCUACUUCUGUCUAUACGGCUACCAAAGCUGCCGGUUGCAUCGAGGAGUAGAUGAUGAUGGGAGUCCAAGCAGUCCAUCAGCUGGAACACCAUCUUCAGAUGAUUUCAGCCUCUCUUUGGUGGACACUAACCUACCAGCUGAAGCCGAGACAGAACUACGUGCUUUUAUUGCCAAGCACCUUGCUAAAGGAGCCUUUUUUGAAGGGAUGGGCAACAUUGCACUGGUAGAGUUGAGUAUACCGGAAAGUCAAGUUGGUUGCUAUUACUGCCUGUUCCAACCAGAAAAUUGUGCAGAAACGACAAACCCAGAAUCAAGCAGCAGCCCUCUAGACUACGUGAUCUGUUUUUUGGGAGGCUCAGAAAAGGGGCUUGAACUAUUCAGACUUGAACUUGAUAGAUACAUUCAAGACUUGAAGGUUAACCUACAUUCAGAGCAAAAUAACUUGGAGACCUGCAUUAAACCUCUCCUCAAAUCUUGGUUCGAGGACUGUGUGUGCCCUAUCCAGAGGGUGGUACAGCUCUUCCAGGAGAAACUGGCCUUUCUGUUACAUGCUGCUCUGAGUUGUACUCCAGUUGAAGUCAGAGAGUCUGAUGAAAGGACAAAGAAGGACAUUGACAGGUUCCUUAGAGCUGCAAGCCUUCAGGAUCUUGUCCGGGAAACCACAAUGACCUCCUUAAGUGAAGCCCUGACGGAGGAACAACAUAAACCGGUUGUGAUAGACUUCAGCGGAGCGCAGCCCCACUUCCACAAUGCUGGAAGCAACAGAUUCUGUGAAGACUGGAUGCAAGCAUUUCUCAAUGGUUCUGAAGGGGGAAAUCCAUUUAUUUUCCGGCAAAUACUAGAGAAUUUUAAAUUGAAGGCCAUACAAGACAUCAACAACUUAAAGCGGUUCAUCAGGCAGGCAGAAAUGAACCAUUACGCCCUGUUCAAGUGCUACUUGUUUCUGAAGAACUGUGGCAGCGGUGAUGUCCUCUUGAAGAUUGUGAAAGUGGAACAUGCAGAAAUGCAAGAAGCCAAGAAUGUAAUAAAUGUCCUUGAGGAAUUCAUGAGAGGGCCAGUCUGUAGCUUGAGCACUUUCUGUGAACCCAGGGCUACUUUGCAGUAUUAAGGGUAUCUGUGUGCACUCAUGUGCACAUUCAGAAUGUGCCUGCCCACAGAAUCGAGCAGUGGGGGGCAAUCCCUGCCCAUUUCCCUUUGCAGCCACCUGCUGUGCUAUCUCCUCCACUGUUCUAGAGGGCCUCCAAUUCUCCAGAGCAGACUUUUAGGAAAUGAAAAUGGGGACUGCAAGGGGAGGAAGGAAAGUUGCCUCCUUGCCUAUUCCUUCAGCACCAGUGUUACAUCAGAGUGUCUGCAUCUAUCCCACUGCGUUUCACUGCAGCAGGAAGGCGUUCCAUGUUCCUUCCCAUCCUCUCCUCUGGUGUGUCAGGCUUGAGCCUGGACUUCCUGGUUUACUCAACCUCUCUUUCCAUAGCUGGGAAGCUAUGGUCUUAACUGCUCUCUGCUAAUGAGGAUUAGAAACCAGGAUGAAACUGGGUUCUGCAGUCCUGGUUUGGAC